Ostertagia ostertagi is the source of this 885-nucleotide messenger RNA. The record is from the annotation of a GenBank genome assembly. NCBI's taxonomy places the organism in Eukaryota, Metazoa, Nematoda, Chromadorea, Rhabditida, Trichostrongylidae.
AUGUCCACGAUAAUCACUGGCCCGCCAACAAUCCGAACACAGAAUAUCAUUCCGCGUGAGGAGCGCCAGAAUUCACGUGAAGAUGUGGUAUAUUGUGGGCAACUUCUCUCUUCCAGCACUGAUGUGAUAAGUGGUCAUGGUACUAUACCUUUUGGUGAUAAGCUAUCGGCUAGUGUGUCCGGUGUGAAAGUGCAGUAUAGUCGACUUUUUCUUGUGGAGCCGUACAAGUCGAAGUAUGUGCCCAAAAUAGGAGAUAUCGUAGUUGGCCGUAUCGCAAGCGUUCAGAGAGCUCGGUGGAAGGUGGAUGUAAACUAUAGAAUGACUGUAAUUCUGCAUCUAAAUGAUGUCAAUAUUCCUGGUGGAGAGCUACGACGUGAAGGUCUAGAGGAUAAAGUUUCUAUGACGAAACACAUGGUGGUAGGAGACGUGGUGAGCGCAGAGGUCCAACAGAUAAGAAUGCGCGGGCAAUUACAGCUUCAUACGAGGAAAUUUGAAAUACGGGAAGCUCAGUCGCGGAUUGUCCCUUCGAGUUUGGUGAAGCCCCAAAAGGAAUACAUGCAUGAGAUAUAUGGCAUCGGUGUCAUAGUUGGAUGUAAUGGUAUAUUGUGGAUAUCCCCCGCCCUUAUCGCCGAUUCCGACGCCGACACGGUGGAGCUCCCGCUGGACAAACGUUCAGCCUUGGUGAGGAUUGCUGCUUGUGCGCGGCUUCUGGCCAGAAACCUCAUUUCCAUUUAUGACGUUUCUAUUAUAUCUGCCUAUAGUGCGUCUUUGGUAUAUAAGGUGAAGGAAUUGGCACAUCCUAAGAUUUCAUCAUUACUGGUACCAAGAAUAGUGGAUAUGAUACAAGCGGAAGAGAAGCGACGCGCUUUGGAGAAAGAUCGUUAG